CUAUUAUUUCGAACCUUGAACAAGUCAUCUCGGAUGCUGAACGCGCUGCAAGACGACUAUACCUUGAAUUAAAUACAUCAAUACUUGACAAGUUAUUCACCGACAUCUCGCAAGACACUUUUCAAAGCUGUCCAAAAUGAGUGGUCUAAUAGAGAGCAUUAAAGCCCACUGGAGUCGAGUGACUUGCUGCGGUUGCGGCAGCGUCUACCCCGAACCGUGUCUCUCCAUCAGAGAUCAACGAUGCGCCAGCCGCGAGGAGGUGCUGACCCUCACGGCGGACUGCGAGGUGGCAAUAGCUGAAAGAGAAGAUAUCAACAAUCAAGUGCGGGCUUUCAAGCAGGACGAGAACCGUCUGCACGAGACGCUGGCUCGCGAGGACGCCUACAUCAAAUCUCUUGAAGCCGCACUGGAGGAAGCGCGGAGUCGCCGUAUAAAAACACGUGAAGAACACAAUACCCGCUGGGCAGACUUUACAAAAAACUUCGACGGCCAUCGAGACACGAUCAAUAAGUCUGGUCAUUUGGUUGAUCAGUUGCAUGAAGCCAUGAGAAGGAUGCAUGCCCUCAACCCCAGACAUAAUACGAAUAACAGCCUGGAGGAUUACGACCAGUCUCAGGAAGACAAAGAGAACAUCAGACCCCGGCGGCAGGUUUGCAGUAUUCCGCACACUUACUUCUCAAGCGACGUCAAUCAGCCGAGUGGGGGUGAAUGGGCUCGCAUGGUGAGAGAAGGGACGACAAAGGAUCAGGCCGUCGCGAGCUGGGUCUUUGCCACCUUAGACGCGCAGUCUGAACUUGAUCGGGGAGUUGGUGCCAACGAUACAUGUAGUAACCAGACAUUGUCAUCGGCGAGGGGACAGCGGAGAAGAAAGUCGUGCGGUCAACGGCAUCGGUAUCGACCGUAUGAUUCUCGAUGUUGACAUUUGCUCUGGAGUAGCUGAGCCUCUCGUGGA
Molecule: messenger RNA, 952 nt
Organism: Colletotrichum acutatum
Lineage: Eukaryota; Fungi; Ascomycota; Sordariomycetes; Glomerellales; Glomerellaceae
Exons: 1
Coding region: 137-919 (260 amino acids)
Source: RefSeq, a predicted model, not a curated record